This is a messenger RNA of Ogataea haglerorum, 579 nucleotides long. RefSeq lists its product as uncharacterized. The transcript has a single exon. The record is from RefSeq and is a predicted model, not a curated record. The coding region runs from base 1 to 579 and encodes 192 amino acids. Lineage: Eukaryota; Fungi; Ascomycota; Pichiomycetes; Pichiales; Pichiaceae.
AUGCCCACGCCUGCCGCCAAUCUAACACCGUCGGGGCCGCUUCCGGGAACUAGUGGAGCGAGCACGCCAGUGACAGAGACUAUAGCGAUUCAGGACCUUGAGAACGGCAAAUUGGACGUCGAUUCUAUCAUCUUGGAAAUACAAGAUCUCCGAUCUCAGAUUAGUGGUUUGCGGUACGAAAUGGCCCGCUACAUAAGGCUUCUGGCCUCUGUGGAUGAGGAUACCACGUCAUCGGUGUUUUAUCACGAGGUGGCGACGCAGAUCAACUUGCUCAAGAGCAAUCUGGAUGCGUAUCAGAAUGCAUACAAAAGGCUACUGCCAGUGGUCAGGUACGCCAAGCUCAAAAUGGGAGCCAAUCCUGAGGAUCAGAUCAAGGUUGAACCCCAUGAGGUGAAGAUCGAAACCAAGUAUCUGAACGAACAAUCUCUCAACAGGACGGAGUCCUCGAAAAAUCCGCUUGUUUCCUCGGUAGAGAUGGGUGGGCCGCUGUCUUCGGGCAGCGUAGGCUCACCAGGGACGAGGAAUAGCGCCACGAAACGGCCGCCUUCGAAAGCGAAGCCAGCACCCAAAAAGAAAUAG